This is a messenger RNA of Kazachstania africana CBS 2517, 1251 nucleotides long. RefSeq names its product Mig2p (gene MIG2). The coding region runs from base 1 to 1251 and encodes 416 amino acids. The record is from RefSeq and is a predicted model, not a curated record. The transcript has a single exon. Gene Ontology annotation, cellular component: nucleus; cytoplasm. Lineage: Eukaryota; Fungi; Ascomycota; Saccharomycetes; Saccharomycetales; Saccharomycetaceae. Gene Ontology annotation, molecular function: RNA polymerase II cis-regulatory region sequence-specific DNA binding.
AUGAGUUCUAAGAAAGAUGGCAACUUCCCAAAAGAUAAUGAUAGAAGGCCAUUCAAGUGUGACAUAUGUUCUCGCGGAUUCCAUAGACUGGAGCACAAGAAUAGACAUAUUAUGACGCACACUGGCGAGAAACCACAUCAAUGUUCAUUUCCUGGAUGUGUAAAGAAGUUUAGUAGAGGUGACGAGCUUAAGAGACAUGCUAAGACACAUACUAGUAGUACAAGAAGAAAAGUGAAGGUAAAAAGAUCGAAAGAAACCCUCAUGCGCGCACAAAGUGAUCAGCAUUUUGGUGCUGCGUUUACCGGUAAUCCCUUUGUGACCGCUAGUGUGAGCUAUAACGAUCUUUUAUCUAACAUGACUCUUCAGCAUCACUAUAAUCCGCAAGUACAAUUUAAGUUUAUACCUUUCCCAGUAGUCGUUCCUCAACAAAGUAUACAAACAAACCAAGUUUCUACAAUAUCCUUUCCGGCCCCUGUAGCUCGUGGUGUAGUAACUUCAGUCCCCACAGUAGCUUUUCAGCAUCAGAAUGCAUAUAUAUCGCCUACGCCAAGCCCCCCUCCCAUGACUGUGUCUAUGCAGGGAAGUCAUCUCAAUGAUACUUCGUUGAGUUUACCCCAUUCUGUCACACCCAUGUCUGCAUCGAAUAGCUCAUUAGCAUUAAGCGAAGUAUCCUCUGUGUUUUCUACAAAUACAAGUAACUAUGCCUCUCACUAUUGUGAUACUCAGCUUGGACCAUCGGUGCGGAUGAAUGACUUUCCAGAGCCUGCCCACCAAAUGCCCUCACAAUCUGAACAAUCAUCACUAUCGAGAGAAAAGUUGAGUUUACCGCUUCCCAACUCACAUUAUUCCGAUUUUAGAAGAAAUGUACCGCCUGGUAAAAUCGUCAAACCUGUUAAUGAAGAUUCCAGAAGUAUUUCCAGUUCUAGUAGUUUAGUGUCUCUAAGAUCUUUCUUAAAUAAGCCAGGCACCGGUAAUAGGAUUUUCCCUAAAGAAUCAGUAUUAAAUAAACUUUCUAACACCACAUUAAAAUCCAGUACUGACUCCAAUGACAGUAUCUGUGUCUCCCCAAGAAGACGACAUCGUGCCAAGUUUGAUAUUUCCACAGAUGGUGACGAAAGUUUAGAGGAGGACAAUAUCAAUGAGGAUCUCAUUCCAAAUGAAAGGUCGGCCGGUAAUUUCAAGAUGAGAUUACCUCCAAUGAGUAGUAUCUUAAAACAAGUUGAUCUUUUCAAUAAACCACAGAAGUUUUGA